GCCCCGGUCGCAUCCGGCGCGGCGGCUGUCGGGGCCUCCACACAACUGCGGCUGCAGGAAUGCAGGAGCAGCAGCAGCAGCCUCCACCACUGACGGGGCCGCCGGCUCCGAAUGCGGCGACCGCAGCUGUGGCUGCUGCGGCGGGCGCCGGUGCUGACGUGGGCGCUGUGCGGGUGGCUGUGGGCCAGAUGACGGCGUGCGGCGACCAGGCUGCAAACCUGGAGGUGUGCAGCCGCCUGGUGCAGGACGCCGCCGCCGCCGGCUGCCGGCUGCUGUUCCUGCCCGAGUGCUUUGGCUUCAUCGGCGACAGCCCCGCCCAGUCGCUGGCGGCGGCGCAGCCCCUGACCGGCCCGCUGAUGGACCAAUACCGCCAGCUGGCCAGGACACACGGGUUGUGGCUGUCCCUGGGCGGCUUCCAGGAGGUGGGGCCGGACCCGCAGCACAUCUACAAUACGCACGUGGUGGUGGACGACGCCGGCGAGCUGGCGGCGGUGUACAGGAAGAUCCACCUGUUUGACGUGGACGUGCCCAACGGCCCACUGCUCAUGGAGAGCCGCACUACCGCGCCAGGCAGCCAGGCGGUGGUUGUGGACACGCCCGCGGGCCGCCUGGGCCUCACCACCUGCUACGACCUGCGCUUCCCAGAGCUGUUCGCGCACCUCACCUGGGAGCGCGGGGCGCAGGUGCUGGCCGUUCCCUCCGCCUUCACCGUCGUCACCGGCGCCGCCCACUGGGAGGUGCUGCUGCGCGCCCGCGCCAUCGAGUGCCAGGCCUACGUGGUGGCGGCGGCGCAGGCGGGCCGCCACAAUGCCAAACGGGAGAGCUAUGGACACGCCAUCAUCGUGGACCCCUGGGGCUCCGUCAUCGCUCGCCUACCCGAUGCACUCCAGACAGGCAUCGCCGUGGCGGAGCUGCAGCUGGGCCCGGCCGGGCUGCUGCACGCCACACGCGACCGCAUGCCCUGCCGCCAGCACAGAGACAAGGGCCGAGCCGCGUACGCACACGGCCAGGGGCACCGGCCGCAGCAGCCCGCCCCGCAGCCAGGGAUGUAGGGCGGCGGGGGCAGGGGCAGCGGCGGCAGGCCGGGGCAGGGCGGGGUACGACGCCGAGCUCGAGGGCGUCGUGUGGUGCGCUAUGGUGUUGCUUAUGGCCAUGGACGAAUGGGCCCGUUAGGGAGGGGCCCGAGGAUCCCGCGACACC
Molecule: messenger RNA, 1200 nt
Organism: Chlamydomonas reinhardtii
Lineage: Eukaryota; Viridiplantae; Chlorophyta; Chlorophyceae; Chlamydomonadales; Chlamydomonadaceae
Exons: 10
Coding region: 60-1052 (330 amino acids)
Molecular function (GO): hydrolase activity, acting on carbon-nitrogen (but not peptide) bonds, in linear amides
Source: RefSeq, a predicted model, not a curated record